ACUUGGUUGGUAUUGAUAUCUUCACUGGUAAAAAGUACGAAGAUAUUUGCCCAUCAACUCAUAACAUGGAUGUUCCAAAUAUCAAGAGGAGUGAUUACCAGCUGAUAGGUAUUCAGGAUGGGUAUCUCUCCCUGCUGACAGAAAGUGGUGAAGUUCGUGAGGAUCUAAAGUUGCCAGAAGGGGAUCUUGGCAAAGAAAUAGAAGGAAAAUUCAAUGCCAAUGAAGAUGUGCAGAUAUCCGUCAUAAGUGCAAUGAAUGAAGAAUGUGCUGUAGCCAUAAAGCCUUGCAAAUAAAGAGGAUCGCCAGGCUCGGGCAACUGCUCAGGUCUGGAGAAACCACAGAUCUAUAAAUUUGGUUCUUAUUGUCACCAAAGCUCUGGCCUUCACAAGCAACCUCAUUUCUUUUUUUGAAUUGUUAAAAAAGCAGUGCUGGAUUCUGGAAUUAGUGUUGCAGGCUAACUGGCAGUUUUCAAAAUCACUGAGAUUUUAAUUCCUUAAUUGUUAACUAUUUUAACAUUCCUGUGGGUUUCAGCUAUGGAUCUAAGAAACCAAUCAGGUGUUACUAGUGGAUAUAUUUUUAUUUGCUUGAGCAAAACAGUGUUUGUCUGUAUGAACAGACAAAAUACAGUAUUCAGGGGCUUUUAGAUAAGCUGGUAGGUAUCUAGGAUUAUAAAGCAACCUAGAGCACAAAUAGUAUUUUUCUUGACAUGUUUAGGUAGAACUGACAAUAAAAGUAGCAAUUUCUUUUUUCCUUUUUUAAAAAGCUUAAGUAUUUUGUGGAUUGGGACUCUUGCAGAACUGUAGGUGCCAAUCUCAACUUUUAGACCAUGAAACUCAAGUGAUCAAAAAUGCCAGCUGGCUUAACCAAGCCCCAGUGGCCAUGUGCAACUUAACUGUAUUACCUCUGUAUUCUUCUUUGCCAACUUGUUGGCUUAUUGUAAUGAUAAAAUGGUGUCAAAGCCUACCCGUGGUUUAGGCAGGCAGUUGGAAUAUUGGGUAGAUAAGACAUAGAUAGGUCAAGGGGACACAAAGGUGAGAAUGGAUGUUAAAGCUAUAGACUUUCACUCGAGGCCUUUGUCAGACUUGAAAAAAAAAAUAAAAUAGAAAAAUGCAGUUCAA
Molecule: messenger RNA, 1118 nt
Organism: Antrostomus carolinensis (chuck-will's-widow)
Lineage: Eukaryota; Metazoa; Chordata; Aves; Caprimulgiformes; Caprimulgidae
Product: eukaryotic translation initiation factor 5A-2
Exons: 3
Coding region: 66-293 (75 amino acids)
Biological process (GO): positive regulation of translational termination; positive regulation of translational elongation
Molecular function (GO): ribosome binding; RNA binding; translation elongation factor activity
Source: RefSeq, a predicted model, not a curated record